This is a messenger RNA of Trypanosoma brucei brucei TREU927, 1545 nucleotides long. RefSeq lists its product as hypothetical. Lineage: Eukaryota; Euglenozoa; Kinetoplastea; Trypanosomatida; Trypanosomatidae. The record is from RefSeq and is a predicted model, not a curated record. The coding region runs from base 1 to 1545 and encodes 514 amino acids. The transcript has a single exon.
AUGCUGCGUUUAUCGUUGAUUCGCAGAGGUUCACUGCAGCAGUCAGUUAGAAAUGUAAGCCGCACACCCGCGUACUUGCGGCGUGCACCUCCAGGCCUAUAUAUUACAUGUGAUUACGAGUACAAACAGCGCCAUGCAACGAUGCUGGUGGAUGUUUCCUCGGAGAGUGAACCUCCACUCACCAACGGCGCUUACCUGCUUGCAUCAAGUGGUUGUGACGACACCUCCUUCCGUGAAGCACGCAGCGUCCUAUUUGCGAGCCCCGUGGCACGCAACACAUCAGAGGCGGUGCAUUUUGCGGAUGCCGCACUGCGUACGGCGUUGUCUCGUAACGGUAUGGCACUUCCACUAGAUGGCAUACAGACGCUUGUGAUUCCAGAGUUCCAUCCUCUCAUUGGGCAUGCCGUGAGAGAGUUGUUGUCGCGGCUACCACGGCUGAAAAUUGCCUGUAAUGCGCAGACUGCCGCUUUCAUCUCCGAUGGGGAAUUUUUCAAGGGUGUGGUGAAGACGCUCCGCGAGAAUGACAGGACUAUCCCGCAGGAAGCCAUGAGUUUUGCCAACGUCUCUCAAGAAAACCUACAGACGUUGGAAGAUGGUUCGGUAAUAUCUACUUUGGGAGCCGGUAGGCAGCUUCAGGUUGUAACGGGGGACCUUGCUGAAACGCGGGAGCGGUGGCGUCGGGAGCGCAAGAACAAACUGAAGCAUUUCGAGUCCUAUGCGCUAUUUGUGCAAGACCCCGCUUUCCAGGCUAUGCACGUACCCAGUUCUGUCGGUGUCCAUCUCUCAUGGGUGCCACUUAUCGUACCAGAGGUGGAUUCUGCGGCGCUGUUGUUGUUACCAGACUACUUUGCGGCUCAAAAGUCUAAUGGUUCUUCUCUUCUGGAAGUCUGGCGUUUGCGUGAGUCACUCCACCGCAUAGUAACCGCACUCAAAAAGUUUCCGGAGACUCAACGUGUGUUAACAACAAGCUACGGAGAGAUUCCAGGUGGGGCAGGCGGAUAUCUUGAGCAGCUGCGACAAUCGGCACAGAAGCUGGAAGAGCUCCGUAGCCGGUUGGGUCACCGCCUUGCGACGGAUACGGGACGGGAUAUGGAGAAGUGGAGUGCGCUACUGAGCGAUAAGAUAUUUACGGAGUGCUUACUGACGACGAAAGCAGCGACAAAAACUACACCGGAAGUGUUGGAUGAAUAUAAGGGUUGGGCCACUGCCGCCUAUUGUGGAAGACUUGCACGCACGCUGGCUCACGCCGCUGCUACACUUCCGCCAGACCCUGUCGUGAAGAAUACAUCCCAUGAGGCAACACCUCCCAUGCCUUCAGGUCCGUCAAAAGUGUCUAACCACACCUCUGGUACGAAGGAGCUGAAGAAACACUUCGAGAAGCACGGCAUGGCGUCGCUUUGUCCCAUUUUGGAUAGGGAGGAUAUCGACAUUACGGUGUUCCUGGCCAUGAAUACCGAGGACUUUAAGAAAGUUUUCAGGGCUACCUUCGGUGUAGUAAGAAAGAUGGAAUUACUACAGCAAGAACUUAGGGCGCCACCUCAAUAA